Odobenus rosmarus divergens (Pacific walrus) is the source of this 951-nucleotide messenger RNA. RefSeq lists its product as uncharacterized. Bases 1 to 951 code for a protein of 316 amino acids. Gene Ontology annotation, molecular function: growth factor activity; interleukin-3 receptor binding. Gene Ontology annotation, biological process: immune response. The record is from RefSeq and is a predicted model, not a curated record. Gene Ontology annotation, cellular component: extracellular region. The transcript has 6 exons. NCBI's taxonomy places the organism in Eukaryota, Metazoa, Chordata, Mammalia, Carnivora, Odobenidae.
AUGAACAGCCUCCCCAUCCUGCAUCUUCUCCUGUUCCUGCUUGGAUUCCAAGCCCUACAGGCACAGGGGAGGUCCUUGUCGGCAUACCAGCCUAAGCAAUACUUCAAGAUGAUCAGUGAAAUUAUGGACAUCUUAAACACUUCACCCUCGCCUUCAGAAGAAACCUUGGACCCAAAUGAGAUAAACACCCUGCUGAACACUACUCUUCUGAGGCCAAACCUGGAUGCAUUCUUGAAUGCUACCAAAAAUUUCUACAACAAUGAGUCACUAAUCUGGAAAAAUCUUAAGGAAUUCCUGCCACUCCUGCCCAAUCCCACACCCAGGGGAGAACCAAUCUAUAUUGAGAAUAAACGGGAUGAUUUCCAAAAGAAGCUGAAAAAAUAUCUGGAAGCCCUUGAUAACUUUCUGACUUUCAAGAACAACCUGGCCCAUGGACGGCACUGUGGGUGCUCAGCGAAGAUUCUGUGUUGCCCGGGGCGGUGGGAGGAGCUGGAGAAGCUGCUGCAGUUUCUGGUGGAGCCACUAGGGGGAGCCGGGCCACUGGAUGACGGUGCGCCCAGAGAGUCCGGGUCCCCAGCCGGCUUUCCCGCUUCUCCGGCUCCCCUGCCUCCCUCGCUCUCCCACCCGCACCGGGCGGCUGGUCCUAAUUUCAUCCUGGCUGAGGCAGGCAUUUGUGCCCCACUCCCAUGUGCCCGGGAUGAGUGCCUGCUCGUCACCGCCUCUUCAUUCCCUGGAGAGUGGGUCCGCAGCCCUCCGCCUCUGCCAGCCCUGCUACCCUCUGUCCUGGUGGAGAGGAGACGGACCUGGCCUGUCCUGCCAUGCUUCUCCCACGCCUCCUCCUCAGCAGGCCAGAGCCGAUGGUGGAUGGAACCAGCUCAUACUGGCUCACAGAGCCAAUUGUUCAAUCUUUUAACAAGUUGCCAACCAGUUAUCAAACGAUCUGUAGCUUGA